AUGGCCCGCAGAAGUCAGCGAGACGGGCUGGGUAGCGGUAGCUAUGCACCCAGAUACCGUGCAAGUGGGACCAGCGUAACCCCCACCGUACCCGCAGUGGGGCAGCGAGGUGGAUUGCAGGGAUCCAAUUCGGGUGGCUCGUGGGCAGACCGAAGAGGGAAUCUGCUGCUGCUGCUGUCUGCACUUAUCUGGCUCAGGAACGAGCGUAGCAGGUUCGCCCCAGAGGUCAGCAGAUGUUCCGAUAAGUCAGCUGAGGCACAGGACUUCAUUAUUCAGCUCAGCUGCUGCAAAGGGAUGUGGGAUAUUAUUGCUUGCUGGCCAUCAGCCAAAGUUGGAGAACAUGUGGUUAUUCCAUGUCCAAAUUACUUCAGAUACUUCUCUGAUCUUCAUGAGGGUAACCUCUCAAAGACCUGCACUGCUGAUGGCUGGACCGAGAUGGACCCAAUGGAAAUCGCAGUGCAUUGUGGCUAUAACCUGAAUGGCACUGUUGACGAUGAUAGUUUCUUUAGGUCGGUGAAGAUCGGCUACACCAUCGGGCACAGUGUUUCUCUCAUUUCUCUCACCACUGCCAUUGUAAUACUUUGUAUAUCCAGGAAGCUCCACUGCACGCGGAACUACAUCCACAUGCACCUGUUUGUGUCCUUCAUUCUGAAAGCCAUCGCAGUCUUCGUCAAAGAUGCGGUGCUCUACGAUGUUUUUCAAGAGUCUGACAACUGCUCCACUGACUCUGUUGGCUGCAAAGCUGUGAUUGUCUUUUUCCAGUAUUGCAUUAUGGCAAGCUUCUUCUGGCUGCUAGUGGAAGGUCUGUAUCUUCAUGCUCUAUUGGCCGUCUCCUUCUUCUCAGAGAGGAAGUACUUCUGGUGGUACAUUCUGAUUGGUUGGGGAGGCCCAACGAUUUUCAUCAUGGCUUGGAGCUUUGCCAAGGCUUACUUCAAUGACGUCGGAUGCUGGGAUAUAAUUGAAAAUUCUGACCUAUUCUGGUGGAUUAUUAAAACCCCAAUAUUAGCUUCAAUUCUGAUGAACUUUAUCCUCUUCAUUUGUAUCAUUCGGAUACUGCGGCAGAAGAUCAACUGUCCUGACAUUGGGAGAAAUGAAUCAAACCAAUAUUCGAGGCUGGCAAAAUCCACACUUUUGUUGAUUCCACUCUUUGGGAUAAACUUCAUCAUAUUCGCUUUCAUUCCUGAGAACAUAAAAACUGAGCUAAGGCUUGUGUUUGACCUCAUUCUUGGGUCAUUUCAGGGUUUUGUGGUUGCUGUACUCUACUGUUUCAUGAAUGGAGAGGGUUUUGUGGUUGCUGUACUCUACUGUUUCAUGAAUGGAGAGGAGGAGGCACCGCAGAGAACAGAGAGUGCGUGGUUUAGAGGAGAGAAUUUUUCCACUUAUGACGAGAAGAAUCUGUUUUUCUCAUUGAGAUGGACUUGCAGCCAGAUCACGGCCUGUGAAGUCCCGGAAAGCGACUCGAACUGGGUCAGCGCCACAUAA
Molecule: messenger RNA, 1482 nt
Organism: Sinocyclocheilus grahami
Lineage: Eukaryota; Metazoa; Chordata; Actinopteri; Cypriniformes; Cyprinidae
Product: vasoactive intestinal polypeptide receptor-like
Exons: 15
Coding region: 1-1482 (493 amino acids)
Biological process (GO): adenylate cyclase-modulating G protein-coupled receptor signaling pathway; cell surface receptor signaling pathway
Cellular component (GO): plasma membrane
Molecular function (GO): peptide hormone binding; G protein-coupled peptide receptor activity; vasoactive intestinal polypeptide receptor activity
Source: RefSeq, a predicted model, not a curated record